AUGUUAAAAAAACUCUUUCCUUCAAAAAUUGCUAACAAUGAUCGUAUCGGAUUUGGGUACUUUUAUGAUAGAUAUUAUACCAAUGCUAAAAGACCUGGCAUGAAAAUCUUCCUCUUCUAUGCAGCAUUUAUUGUAUGCAAUUAUUAUCCAUGUAAAUUCAUCUACCGAUAUAUUUAUGAGCACCCGUACUGGGAGAAGAGACAAAUUGAAAAGGAUAAACAAAAGGAAAUUAGACAAGCCAUACUCAUGUCUUCAAGUAGAGACAGAAGAGAGGAUUUACGUGAUUUUUACAAAGAGUAUUACCUCACACAAUUAUUAAUUAAUUCUUCCGAUAAUCAUACUUCUCAAUCACCAUCCAAACAUUCCGAAUCACCUUCAUCCAACAACUCUACUUCCCAACAACAUGACAUCAUUAGCAAGGAAAAUGAUGAUGCCUUGCUUCAAAUUAUCAAGACAUGGAAUGUAAUUGGAGAGGAAGAGUCAAAUCUAAUUAGUAGAAUUAUCAGAACAAAUGAAGUUCUCCAGCUAUUUCCAAACAGAAAAUGA
Messenger RNA from Naegleria gruberi, 546 nucleotides. RefSeq lists its product as uncharacterized. The record is from RefSeq and is a predicted model, not a curated record. Lineage: Eukaryota; Heterolobosea; Eutetramitea; Acrasida; Naegleriidae. The transcript has a single exon. The coding region runs from base 1 to 546 and encodes 181 amino acids.